GCUUCUUAGGACGCACGACCGUGACAGAUGUAGAGAAUGCCAAUCAGCUGCUCCCGCAGCGCAGGGAAACUUCAGACAGCCUCCUUUAUACUUCUGACACACUUCACGGUAAACCAGCUCACCGACGUGCUGCUGACAGCCAAAACAUUAACAGAACCGCGUUAGAAAGAUGGAGCAUCUGCGGUGCGUCUAGAGCGACAAAUAUUUUAGACCAAAUCCUGUUCCGUAAGCAGAAAGAAGCAUGUUACCCCGCGACGUCGGGAACCAGAAGCCCUGCCGUGUUUCAGAGCCCUUUGACGGAGGAGACCGACCCACGGUCCCGCCGCGGCGCUUCAAGAACCGGGAUUUCCCUGUGAGCGCAAAGCGCCGCCGGUCCGGCUCCACUCCCGAGCGCAAGAUGAACUGCGUUCUGGUCGGUGACGGAGCCGUGGGCAAGACCAGCCUCAUCGUGAGCUACACCACCAACGGAUAUCCCACCGAGUACGUUCCCACGGCCUUUGACAACUUCACCGUGAUGGUUGUGGUUGACGGGAAACCAGUCAGACUGCAGCUGUGUGACACUGCUGGUCAGAAAUGGGGGCCAGUUGAUGAACCAGUUAAUGAUGAGCUGGAGCGCCUCAGGCCGCUCUGCUACAGGAACGCCGAUGUCUUCCUCCUCUGCUACAGCGUGGUUCGCCCCUGCUCUUUCCGCAACCUCACCAGCAAAUGGGUUCCUGAGAUUCAUCAACUCUGCCCCAGUGUCCCCCUGGUCCUGGUCGGUACCCAGCUGGACCUGAGAGAAGACGUUCAAGUUCUGAUUCACCUGGCACAGAACCAGCAGCGGCCAGUGAGCACAGAGGAAGGCCAGAGGCUGGCCCUGGAGCUCGGGGCAGUGGGCUUCUCAGAGUGCUCAGCGCUGACUCAGAAGAACCUGAAAGACACUUUUGACGCCGCCAUCUUGGCCAGCUUCCAGCAGAUAGACAGUAAUGUGGUCGAGCAGCAGAGGCUGACUCUGAGGAAGAAGACCCCCGAUAAGAUCAAGAGCCUCUCAGAGAACUGGUGGAGGAAGCUCAACUGUCUGAUUGGAGAGGGCAGUUGUGAACUCAAAUAGGAAGCCGCAAUUAGACGCUUUUAGCUUUUAAGGUAGCCAGCUGUGCAGGGAAGGCAUCAUACACACACUGACACACACACACACACACACACACACACACACACACACACACACACAGACAGACAGGACUAAGCAGCAAACCGUAGUAAACAUCGGUGAACAUCUGUAUUUCUUUUAAAGUUGGAUAUAGAAGAACUGAAAAUCUUAGACGUUUUAGUCUCUAUAUAAUUUUCACUUGAAAAAAGGCAUAGGAAUACUGUGUUAGAAAUAAAAUAAUUAUAGUAUUUAUUCAUGUAUUUAUUGCACAUUAUUUAUUUUUGUAAUGCCAGCACUAAUUGUGUAAUUCUUCCGAAUUCUUAAUAAACGUUUCUUACCUCUGA
Messenger RNA from Fundulus heteroclitus (mummichog), 1470 nucleotides. RefSeq names its product rho-related GTP-binding protein RhoU. Bases 242 to 1090 code for a protein of 282 amino acids. Gene Ontology annotation, biological process: small GTPase-mediated signal transduction. The record is from RefSeq and is a predicted model, not a curated record. The transcript is spliced from 4 exons. Gene Ontology annotation, molecular function: GTP binding; GTPase activity. Lineage: Eukaryota; Metazoa; Chordata; Actinopteri; Cyprinodontiformes; Fundulidae.